AUGGAGAACAAAACAAUUCUAGAAGAACUUCUUUUAAAGAAGUCACAACAGAAGAAAAAAAUGUCACCAAUUAAUUACAAGAAAAGGCUGUUUGUUCUGACGAAAGCAAACCUUUCUUAUUAUGAGUAUGACAAAGGGAAAAAAGGAAGCAAAAGAGGGUCAAUUGAGAUUGAGAAAAUCCAAUGUGUUGAGACAGUAAAUCCUGAGGAAUCAACACCUCCUGAGAGACAAUAUCCUUUUCAGAUUGUGUACAAGGGUGGCCUUCUCUAUGUCUAUGCCACUAAUGAAGAGAGCCGGGAGCAGUGGCUUGCAGCUUUGCAUAAAGAAAUUAAAGACAAUUCUGAUUUACUAAACAAGUACCAUAAAGGAUUCUUCAUCAAUGGGAAGUUUCUCUGUUGCAACCAGACCUGUAAAACAGCCCCUGGAUGUACAAUUUGGGAGAAACAUGUGACUCUGUGUUGCACAACUGGGUCUGUGAAACCGCUGCCUCCAGUCCCUCAAACGCUGUGGAAACGUAAAAGCCUGCUUCAGGUGCUAUCCCCAGACAAGUCAGUCCUGAAAAUGGCUGUGGCCCAAUGCAACUAUGAACCCGAAGAAAAUUCAGCAAUCCGGCUUGUCAGAAGCAACAAAUAUUAUGUAUUGCAAGAGGAAGAUUCUGACUGGUGGAAAGUAAGGGAUUUGGAAGGGAAUGAAGGUUUCGUACCGAGCACUUACUUGAGAAAGUUAUCUCUGAAUGAUGAUGAAUCCAGGGAAAAUUCCAGUGUCAGUGAACAGACAUUGGCAGAAGAGCAGAGUAUUGCUAAGCAUGAUUGGUAUGCUGGUAAUAUCUCCCGUGCCCAGUCUGAGCAGCUGCUCCAUCAGAAGGGGAAAAAAGGUGCUUUUAUGGUUCGGAAAUCUAGCCAACACUUUGCAAGGCUUUGACAUGUACUGCACUUUGUGAUGUUUUUCAGAAAUAAAAAAGGAACAGUCAAACAUUACCAUGUGCACAAAACCCCUGAGAACAAGUAUUACCUCGCUGAGAAUUACUGUUUUGAAUCAAUUCCCAAGCUUAUACACUACCAUCAGCACAACUCAGCUGGUAUGGUGACAAGGCUCCGGCAUGCAGUGUCUACGCAAGUAAAUAAAGUCCCAUCCACAGCUUCAUUAGGAAAUGGAAUCUGGGAGCUGAAACGAGAAGAAAUUGUCUUGUUGAGAGAGCUAGGGAGUGGUCAGUUUGGAGUUGUGCAUCUGGGAAGGUGGAAGGGACAAUAUGAUGUGGCCAUAAAGACGAUUAAAGAGGGAGCAAUGUCAGAAGAUGAAUUUAUAGAAGAGGCUCAGACCAUGAUGAAACUUAAUCAUCCCAAACUUGUUAGACUGUAUGGUGUAUGCUCAAAAUCAUAUCCCAUCUAUUUAGUGACGGAAUACAUGCCUAAUGGCUGUUUGCUUAGCUACUUAAGGAGUCAUGGGAAGGAACUACAACCCCUUCAGCUUCUGGAAAUAUGUUAUGAUGUUUGUGAUGCUAUGGCAUUACUGGAGAGCGGUCAGUUCAUACACAGAGAUUUGGCUGCUAGGAACUGUUUGGUUGACAGCAAUCUUACUGUGAAAGUAUCUGACUUCGGGAUGACUAGGUAUGUUCUGGAUGACCUGUAUACAAGUUCACCAGGAACCAAGUUUCCAGUGAAGUGGUCAGCACCAGAAGUUCUUCAUUACACCAAAUUUAGCAGCAAGUCAGAUGUAUGGGCCUUUGGUAUCUUAAUGUGGGAAGUGUUCACUUUGGGAAAGCAGCCCUAUGAGCUUUAUGAUAACAUGCAGGUGAUUGAGAAAGUUUCUCAAGGAUACAGACUUUAUAGACCACAACUGGUUUCAGACAUCAUCUACCAGAUAAUGUACAACUGCUGGCAUGAGCUACCAGAAAAGCGGCCUGCCUUUUUUCAGCUCUUAUCAUUUUUUGAGGCACUGAGAGAAGACAACAGAGCUUGA
This is a messenger RNA of Pygoscelis adeliae (Adelie penguin), 1959 nucleotides long. RefSeq names its product BMX non-receptor tyrosine kinase (gene BMX). The record is from RefSeq and is a predicted model, not a curated record. NCBI's taxonomy places the organism in Eukaryota, Metazoa, Chordata, Aves, Sphenisciformes, Spheniscidae. Gene Ontology annotation, molecular function: non-membrane spanning protein tyrosine kinase activity; protein binding; ATP binding. The transcript has 18 exons. Gene Ontology annotation, biological process: peptidyl-tyrosine autophosphorylation; adaptive immune response; B cell receptor signaling pathway.